Messenger RNA from Dentiscutata erythropus, 4863 nucleotides. The record is from the annotation of a GenBank genome assembly. NCBI's taxonomy places the organism in Eukaryota, Fungi, Glomeromycota, Glomeromycetes, Diversisporales, Gigasporaceae.
AUGGACAAUUCUUCAAUAUUUGAGAGUAUUUGUGGUUCCGAUCGCUGGGGGCCGUGGGAAAGUUAUGAUUUUACGGAUUGCUUUAGAGAAGUUGUGGUCGACGCUGGAAUCUUAUUACUGUAUUCAGCUACUUCAUUAUGUAUUGUCGUAACUGCUUAUGUUCAACUUAGACGACAUAAAGGGCCAGGCUAUGAACGCUUACUUAAUAAUCAGUGUAAUUCAAAUUAUGGCACUAUUGAACAGAUCGAUGACAAUGAGACAGAUUUAGAUGUUUCCGAUGAUAAUUCAGACUAUUCAGAUGAAACUCUUGUCAGCGAUCGGACUCCUAAAAAUAUGAUUUUUGAUGUUAGCCGGCUUGUUAUAAGUAUUAUAAUAUGUUUGCUAUUCAGUUUACUUGCUACAGCAAGAUGGCAAGGUUAUAAUGAGAACCAACACGGAAAUUAUUGGCUUGUGGCUCCUAUAUUAGAAGCCAUCGCAUGGAUCUAUGCAACAAUAUUAGCAUUGUUUAACAUUGUUUCACAACAACGUAGCAUUCUUCAUAUCCGUGGACACUUAAACGUGUUAUAUUUUCUUGCCUUCGUUUCUUCUAUAGCAGAUGUUCAUUCGCUUUAUCUAAAGCUUGGUACAGAUUUCGAUUUAAAAUAUUAUCUCAAUUUAUGGAUUUUUGGUUUUUCGUUCAUCUUGGUUUGCAUUUCGUUUUUGGAACCACAAGAUGAUGUUGAGUUACUUUCAAAACCAAAUGCUGAGGGUCGAUACUUGUCCCCUGAAGUAAAAUGUUCAUUUUACGAUCAAGUCACAUUUUCAUGGAUCAAUCCGUUAAUCAGCAAAGGCUUUCGAUCAACUAUUGAUGACAAAGAUGUCUAUGAGCUACCUGGUUUUGCUAAAGCUAAAAAUAUAUUGAAAACUUUUCAUACUUUUAGAAAAUCCACUAUCGUCAAGUCUUUAAUGUUUACGUUUCGAAAGGAGCUUCUUAUUCAGUUUAUCUAUGCAAUAUUCUGGUCUCUGAUUUAUUCUUUUGUUCCGCCUUAUUAUCUCCAAAAACUGUUAUUAUAUGUUCAAAACUAUCCAAAUCAUAAAGACGAGUCAUAUUUGACAGCUUAUUCAUAUGCUUUUGCAUUAUUUUUGGGAACUGUGAUACCAAGUAUAUGCUUCCAACAAGCAUUAUAUAUUGGUCGCCAUCUGAGCGUAAAGUGUCAGGCAAUAAUCAUCGGUGAAGUAUAUUCGAAGUCUUUAUCCCGAAAAGACACAUCGGGUGUUGUUGAUGAUGAUGAAUCAAAAAAUAAAACGGGAAAGAUUACUAAUCUCAUGGCUGUUGACGCUCAAAAAGUUUCGGAAUUUUCGGCAUACGUUUUUUAUUUUUAUGCCUAUCCUAUACAAGCUAUCAUUUCUAUAUGGUUGUUAUAUGCUUUGCUUGGUGUAUCAGCUCUAGCAGGCGUAUUGGCUAUAAUUUUAACAUAUCCAAUACCAGCUCUUAUUAAUCAGAGGUUUCAAAUUAUUCACAAACGUCUUAUGGCCGCAACUGAUAAGAGAAUGGGUGUAAUGAACGAGUUGUUACAGGCCAUUCGUGUCAUUAAGUUUUUUGCAUGGGAAGACUACUUUCGUGACAAGGUCAUAAGUGCUCGUGAUAAUGAGUUAAAUGAACUCAAACAUCGGUUAAUGGAAUGGGUUUAUAUGUGUGUUGUUUGGACGAGUUUACCUCUUAUAAUAAUGGUUACUGUGUUCAUUACAUAUACAAAAUUACUAGGAAAUGAUUUGACUGCUUCUGUUGCAUUUACCGCACUUGCACUAUUUAAUAAUCUUCGUCAUGCCCUUGAUGAAAUGCCACAAUUGAUUGCUUACAUUAUUCAAGCUCGUAUUUCAAUUUCCCGUAUUGAAAAGUUUUUAAAAGAACCAGAGAUUAAUCGCAAAUGUUCUGUCCAAAAUUUUAAUGAUCCUUAUAUUGGAUUUAAAAAUGCCACUUUCCAGUGGCCAGAUGGUGGAGAUUCCAUAGACAAUUCUUCCGUUUCAGUAGACCUAACCAUGCACACUCCAUUGAAUAAGUUUACUUUAAAAAAUCUGAAUGUAUCUUUUCCUGCUAAUGGGCUGUCAGUAAUCUGCGGACCUACGGGUAGUGGGAAAACAAGUUUGUUGAUGGCAUUAUUGGGAGAAAUGGAAUGUUUAGAUGGUCAUGUAUUCUUGCCUAGGAUGACUGCCGAAUCUUCAAAUAAAUUAGGAGGUGCGCCAAGUGGUAUUGCUUAUGUCGCUCAAACAGCAUGGCUACAACAUGCUACUAUUAGAGAUAAUAUUCUAUUUGGUCUUCCAUUUGAUUAUGAAAUUUAUACAAAAGUUUUACGUGUUUGCGCUCUCGAUAAAGAUUUGGAGAUUCUUGACUUUGGAGAUAAAACAGAAGUUGGUGAAAAGGGAAUAACGCUUAGUGGUGGUCAAAAACAACGUGUCGCUUUAGCCAGAGCUGUUUAUUCUCAAGCUAAAAUAAUCAUUAUAGACGAUUGCUUAUCCGCUGUUGAUUCACAUACUGCUAAACAUAUAUAUGAACAAUGUUUGAUGGGCGACUUGAUGAAAAAUCGUACCCGUAUUCUUGUUACACAUCACGUAGGACUAUGCCUUCGUGGUGCUGCUAAAGUGGUAGUUAUUAAAGAUGGUCAAAUAUCAGGUGAAGGAAAUGUAGAAGAAAUUUUGGCUACAGGGCUGUUGGACGAUGUGACUAUUGAAAGCGAUGAAGAAUCAGGAACCUCUGUUGAGGAUGUCACAGAUGCGAAAUCUCAAAAAAACAACAAAAAUAUCCGUGAAGGCGAUGGAAAAUUGGUUGCCGAAGAAACCAGAGCUGUCGGUAUGGUUGGAUGGAAGUAUUACAAAAUCUACUUGGUAGCAUCUGGCGGAUUCUGGUAUUGGAUGUCAUUGCUUCUUUUAUUUUUAGUGACACAAGUUAUUCAAGUUGGGCAAGAUUGGUGGAUUCGAGAAUGGACUAAAGCUUACGGCGAUGCUUAUAAUCAAAUCCACCAAUUUGCUUCGACAAUGUAUGGGGGUAUCACUUCUCUUUUACUAGAAAAUUUACACCAAACCAUGAAGGGCUUUGCAUUAUCUUCUUACUUGUCUCCCUUCCUUAAUCAUUCGACUCCGACUGAUCAUUUCUCACCUGUAAACAUGUGGGAAGAGACCCAUGAGCCCGUCAAUGUUGACUACUAUCUUUGGGUUUAUGUAUCAAUUGGAUUGGCAUCCACCAUACUAACGACCUUUAAAGCAUAUUAUAUGUUCAUUGGUUCUUUAAUGGCGUCUAGGAAGUUGCAUAAUGAUAUAUUAGAUAAGGUGCUGUUAUCAACGCUUAGAUUUUAUGACACAACACCAAUAGGAAGGAUAUUGAAUCGGUUCUCCAAAGAUUUGGAGACAAUUGACCAGAACAUGUCUCCUAUUGUUAUGUUUCUUCUUUAUUCAGUCUUUGCUACUACGUCGGUGAUUAUUGUCAUUUCAAUUGUAAUGCCUCGAUUCUUAAUUCCUGCUGCUUUCAUUGCAGCAAUUUAUAUAUUUAUUGGAGCAUAUUACAUAGCUACGUCCAGAGAUUUAAAACGCUUGGAAUCUGUUAGUAGAUCUCCAAUUUACGCGGCAUUUGGCGAGACUAUAAUAGGUGUAUCUACUAUCAGAGCAUUUGGUGCCGAAAAAAGAUUGAUGAAAAGGAUGUUGCGUCUCGUAGAUGACAAUAAUCGACCGUUCAUAUUUAAUUGGGCAUGUAACCGAUGGCUCCAUACUCGUGUUGAUGCCGCAGGUGGCCUAGUUGGGCUUUCCACUGCUGCUAUUAUUGUGUAUAAUCUUUCCAAAGGAAUGGAUCCUGGUUUAGCAGGUUUUGCAUUGAUAAAUGCAUUAAAUUUCACUGGGCAUGUAAUUUGGGUCAUUCGUAUGUAUGCCAUUCAGGAGAUGAACAUGAAUUCAAUUGAGAGAAUCCAGGAUUAUCUGGUAUUGGAAGAGGAACCACCAAGAAUUGUCGAAGGCCAUCGUCCACCACCAGAGUGGCCCACAAAAGGAGAAAUACAUGUUAAAAAUCUUGUUAUGCAAUAUGCGCCUGAUAACCCACCGGUGUUAAAAGAUAUUUCAUUCCACAUUAAACCCGCAGAAAAAGUUGGAAUUGUCGGUAGAACUGGGUCUGGGAAAUCCACACUUGCUACAUCCUUUUUUAGGUUUAUGGAACCAACCUCUGGUCAAAUAAUUAUUGAUGAUAUUGAUAUUUCAACUAUUGGUCUUUUUGAUUUAAGGAGUAGACUUACUAUAAUACCUCAAGAUCCAGUGUUAUUCAGUGGAACUUUGAGGAGUAAUCUAGAUAUUUUUAACGAACAUGAUGAUGAUGACGCUGAAUUGUGGAAUGCACUUCGAAGAGCUCAUCUAAUCGAUGAUACUAUUAUAAGUUCAAGCACUGAUAAUGAUAACAAAUCAUUACAGAAUAGACAAUCACAAAGUCAAGUAAUGUGGACUCUCGAUGCACCUGUUAGUGAGAAUGGUAGUAAUUAUAGUCAAGGUCAACGACAGUUGAUAGCACUUGCAAGAGCAUUGGUGCGUAAAUCUAAAUUGAUUAUUAUGGAUGAGGCGACAGCUAGCGUAGAUUUCAAGACAGACCGUAUGAUCCAAAAGACAAUACGUGAGGAAUUUAGUGACGCGACUCUAUUGUGUAUUGCACAUCGGUUAAGAACCGUUGUAGAUUAUGACAAAAUUUUAGUGUUAGAUGCUGGAAAUAUUGUGGAGUUUGAUCAUCCAUAUAUUCUUUUGCAAAAUCCGGCUUCAGUUUUUCGUGGAAUGUGCGAUCGAAGUGGAGAUUUGAUAGAAUUGGUCGAAGUUGCUAGGGCAAAAUAUGAAAAAGAUUACGGAAAUAUAAGUGUUUGA